CACAUAGUAGGUACUAAAUAAAUGCUUGCUUCCGUCUUAAUCUUCUCUUAUCUAUUGAAUCUUUCCCUCCUAUAUUCAAACAUGAUCAAGUUUUCUCCAUUCUUAAAAACUUUCUUUGGGUCCUACUAUUGUCUUGAUCUCACUUCCCUUUCUCAGCCAUAUUUCUUGUUUACACCUGCUUUCUACUUUCUAUACCUUUCUACACCUACACUCUCUUUUCUCUAACUCUCUCGAACUCUUACAGUCUAUUUUCCGACCUCAUCAUUCGACUGAAAUAGUUCUAAAAUUAUCAAUGGUCUCUGGGUUCUCAUCCAACGUAUCUGCUGUGGUGAUCACUCUCUCCCGGACAGUCUCAACUCUUUGGCUUUCUUGACAGUCCCCUCUCUUUUAACUGUACCUUUUCAUCUUUUUCUUCCUUAUCAUCUGUAUCAAGUGCCCGAACAGUGGCUGUUUCCCAGGGUUCUAGGCUCUCUUUUUCUUUCUGUGUAUUCCCUCUCUUGGUAACCUUGUCUGUUUUCCAUGGCUUUAAUGAUCAGGUUGCCAUAUAGAUAUUGGACAUUUCAAACUGCACGUCCCAGAGACAUCUCAAACUCUCAUUAUUUCCUCUUCUUCCCCACAAAUGCACCACCGUCCCCUAAGUCUCCCAGGCAUCUGACUUUAGUCUUUCUAUAUGGUCAAUCAAUAGCCUAAUUUUGCUGUUUCUACCUCCAUAAAAAUCUCUCACAUCCAAGCCAGAAUUAGGUCUACCAACUCCCAGAGCCUAUUGUUAAAUUUUCCAGGUGAGCAUUUACAUCUUGGGAAUCAACAAAUCCUACAAAUUAGAAUUUGAUUUAUUGUUUUGGUGAUUGAAUAGUGUUUUUUUUUUCUUUUCUUUUCUUUUUUUAAGUGAGGAGGAAGUCAUAAAAGUGUAGACCAAACUUAGAAAUUUCUCUUGCUUACUUUUUUUUUUUUUUUGAAGAGGAGAGCUAGUUGUUAAAUAUCAGCAUAUCCCUAUAGCCAGCCUUCCCCUACCCCCCAUCCACACAGCCUAGCCCAGGACUUUAUCACGUCUCACUCUCAGCUGACAGGUCCCCAGUCUCUUCCAACUCCGUUCUUCCCAAAGUGAAUUUCCUUAAACGCAGAUCUGACUAUGUGACUCUAAUUCAACAUAAAGAGGCUCCCCUUUGCCUUUAGGAUAAAAUGUCAAAUUUUUAAACCCCUCAUUUUACAUCAUUCCCUACCCCUCCCUGGCACCACAGUGCGCCCUGUAACCCAGAUACUCUUCAUUACACUUCAUCUCCAUCCUCCGCGCCUUUGCAAUGGCAAAGGACUCAUGUCCGGCCUUACUCUUGCCUCAGAGUUCCCCUCUUUUGCUAAGAUGCAGCUCAAGGCACCAUCUUUUGCCUGAAGCCUUUCCUGACUGGCCCAGCCUCCAGCACCCUCCGUCCCAAGCGAUUUUAUAACUAUAUUGCACACAUUAAUAUUAGUUUCUUGUUUUAGUUGCAUGCAUUUUCACACGUGCUUUUUGACCCGUCCAUCGGAAGGAAAGCUCCUUGGGAGGAAUGAUUGUUUUGUUGUUUGCAGUUGUAUCCAGGCGCCCAGGUCAGUGCCUGGCACACAGCAAGUGCUUAAUAAAUGUUUGUUGCCUGUGUGCUGGAAUAAAGUCGCCAGUCCUCUAAGAACGAAAACACCGACACACUCAGAGACAUGGACACACGUGACAUACACAUUGAUACACAUACACAAAUACACUUCCAGUAUUACGCAUGUGCGAAGGAGGGGGCGGAGCUGCAACGCUCAGGAGGCGGGGCCGACGCGGUCCUCCAGGGCCCCUCUGGCCGUCCCGCUCUCGCUGCUUCUCCGGCUCCGGGGCCGUUCUGUCCCGCUCCUCCGGCGUCUCGCUGGUCGUCGUCGGGUCGGUUUGGCUCCGGGAGGAGGCGGCCUGAUGCUCGCGGGGCCCCUCCUCUGAGUGCCCACCGCCCUAGGGCCCGGCCAUGGCCUCCGCCCGGGGCCACGGCCCCCUGGCGCUGCUGGUGCUGGUGGCGGCCCUGCUGGGGUCCCGGGCCCCCCAGGCGCAGGCCGGUGACUGCAAGGGCCAGAGGCAGGUGCUGCGGGAGGCCCCGGGCUACGUGUCCGACGGGGCGGGAAAUUACAGCGUCAACGGCAACUGCGAGUGGCUCAUCGAGGCCCCCAGCCCCCGACACCGCAUCCUCCUGGACUUCCUGUUCUUGGACACCGAGUGCACCUACGACUACCUCUUUGUGUACGACGGGGACUCGCCCCGGGGCCCCCUGCUAGCCAGCCUCAGCGGCAGCACCCGGCCCCCGCGCAUCGAGGCCGCCUCGGGCAAGAUGCUGCUCCAUCUCUUCUCCGACGCCAACUACAACCUGCUGGGCUUCAACGCCUCGUUCUCCUUCUCUCUGUGCCCCGGGGGCUGUUCGGGCCGGGGCCUGUGCGAGCCCUCGGGCCAGUGCGCCUGCGAGCCGGGCUGGGGAGGCCCUGCCUGCGCCCGCCAGGACUGCUCCUCCUACUGCCGCGAGCACGGCACCUGUGCCUCGGAGGCGGGCCCCUGCCGCUGUGAGCCGGGCUUCCUGGGCCGGGCCUGCGACCUGCGGCUGUGGGAGAACCAGGGGGCCGGCUGGUGGCACAACGUGAGCGCCGAGGAUGCUGCCUUCCCGGCCCGCGUCGGGGCCGCGGGCGCCUUCCUCUCGCCUCCGGGGCUGCUCGCCGUCUUUGGAGGUCAGGACCUGAACUCGGCCUUGGGCGACCUCGUUCUGUACAACUUCUCCUCCAACGCCUGGGAGCGGUGGGACCUCAGCCCCGGCCCGGCUGCCCGUCAUUCCCACGUGGCCGUGGCCUGGGCUGGCUCCCUAGUGCUCAUGGGAGGAGAGCUGGCCGACGGCUCUCUGACCAGUGACGUGUGGGCCUUCAGCCCGCGGGCUGGGGGCCACUGGGAGCUGCUGGCCCCCCCCUCUUCAGGGCCCCCAGGGCCCCCAGGCCUGGCCGGACAUGCUGCCGCCCUGGUGGACGACUCCUGGCUCUACAUCUUUGGGGGCCGAACACAGCAUGACCUCUUCUCUUCGGGCCUCUUCCGCUUCCGCCUAGAGGGCCCUGGGGGGGGCCGGGGCCAAUGGGAAGAGGUGUGGCCGGCAGGCGGCCGGCCCCCCGCCGCCACGGGCCAUUCCAUGAUCUUCCACCCGCCAUCCCGGGCCCUGCUCGUCUACGGGGGCCACAGGCCUUCCACGGCCCGGUUUUCCAUACGAGUGAACUCCACUGAGCUCUUCCACGUGGACCUGCGGGUGUGGACCUCCCUGCGUGGCCGGGACGGUCAGCGCGGGCCCCGGGAGCGGGCCUUCCACACGGCCAGUGUCCUCGGCAACUACAUGGUGGUUUACGGUGGCAACGUGCACACUCACUACCAGGAGGAGAAGUGCUACGAGGACGGCAUCUUCUUCUACCACCUUGGCUGCCAUCAGUGGGUGUCCGGAGCUGAGCUGGCCCCUCCCGGGACCCCCGAAGGCCGGGCGGCACCCCCGGGGGGCCGGUACUCCCACGUGGCGGCUGUGCUGGGGGGCAGCGUCCUGCUGGUGGCCGGUGGGUACAGCGGGCGGCCCCGAGGGGAUCUGAUGGCCUACAAGGUGCCCCCCUUUGUGUUCCAGGCGCCGGCCCCUGAUUACCACCUGGACUACUGCUCCAUGUACACGGAACACAGCGUCUGUGCCAGGGACCCGGAGUGCAGCUGGUGCCAAGGAGCCUGCCAGGCCGCCCCGCCCCCGGGGAGCCCCCCUGGAGCCUGCCCGGCGGCUGGCUGCCUGGGUCUGGCCCGCCUUCUGGGCGACUGCCAGGCCUGCCUGGCCUUCAGCGCCGCCGUCCCUCCGCCUCGUGGGCCCGGCGCCCUGGGCUGGUGCGUCCACAACGAGAGCUGCCUCCCCCGGCCCGAGCAGGCCCGAUGCCGAGGGGAGCAGAUUUCGGGCACCGUGGGCUGGUGGGGAGCGGCCCCCGUCUUUGUCACGACUCUCGAUGCCUGUGUUACCCAGAGUUUCCUGCCCGGCCUGCACCUGCUCACCUUCCAGCAGCCCCCCAACGCCUCCCAGCCUGACAAGGUGUCCAUCGUCCGUAGCACAACCAUCACUCUAUCGCAGUCGUCCAACACGGAGACCGACGUGUCCCUUGUUUACCGGGGCUUCAUCCACCCGCUGCUGCCCGGGGGGCCGGGGGGCUCCGGGGCCGACGACGUCAUCGUGUGGGCCCGGGCCCAGCGGCUGAGGGUCCUGGCCCGGAUGGCCCGGGGGCCCGAUAGCCAGCACAUGGAGGAGGUGGGGCGCUGGGUGGCCCAGCAGGAUAAGGAGAUCCGGAGGCUCCAGCGCCCCGGCUCGGCCCGCCUCUUCCCCCUGCCUGGCCGGGGCCACAAGUACGCCGUGGAGAUCCAGGGCCAGCUCAACAGCUCGGCAGGCUCCGGGAACAGCGAGCUCACGCUGCUGUGGGACAGGACCGGCGUGCCCGGGGGCAGCGAGAUCUCCUUCUUCUUCCUGGAGCCCUUCCGCUCGUCGGCCUGCACCGCCUACACCUCCUGCCUGGGCUGCCUGGCCGACCAGGGCUGCGGCUGGUGCCCGCUCAGCUCCUCCUGCCUCCUUCGCCAGGACGGCGCCCGCUGCAGCGGCGGGGGGGCCCUGCUGGUGUUGGCCCCGGCCCUGUGCCCGCUCUGCGAGGAGCACCGGGACUGCCACGCCUGCGCCCAGGAUCCUUUCUGCGAGUGGCAGCAGAGCCUGAGCCGCAAGGGCGACGCCACGUGCAGCCGCCGGGGCCGGGCCGGGUCGGCCGUCAGGAGCCCCUCCAGCUGCCCCCCGCUCUGUAACCAGCGCCACUCUUGCGAGACGUGCCUGGCCAACUCCAGCCAGUGCGCCUGGUGCCAGUCCACGCAGACCUGCUUCCUCUUCGCUGCCUACCUCGCCCGCUACCCCCAUGGGGGCUGCCGGGGCUGGGACGACAGCGUCCACUCGGAGCCGCGGUGCAUGAGCUGUGCCCGUUUCCUCUCCUGCCACGAUUGCCUGCAGAGCCACGAGUGCGGCUGGUGCAGCAACGAGGACAACCCCACCCUGGGCAGGUGCCUCCCGGGAGACUUCUCAGGCCCCAUGGGAGGCGGCCCCUGCUCCCUCGGAGCUGGGGAGGGGCUGCCUCCGGGGCUUCCCGCCCGCUGGUCGUAUGCCCAGUGCCCAGACGUGGAUGAGUGCCGCCUGGGCCUGGCACGGUGCCACCCCCUGGCUUCCUGCCUGAACACGCCAGUCAGCUAUGAAUGUCAUUGUGGGCAUGGCUACCAUGGUGAUGGGGUCACCCACUGCAACCAGACGUGCCUGGAGGACUGCGGCCACGGCACGUGCAGCGGCCCCCCCGACUUCACCUGCGUGUGCGACCUGGGCUGGACCUCGGACCCGCCCCUGCCCACGCCCGCCCCGGGGCCCCCGGCCCCGCUCUGCUCCCGAGACUGUGGCUGUAACUUCCACAGCUCCUGCUCCAGCCAGGGCCCCGGCAUCUGUGACCAGUGUCAGGACUGGACCUGGGGCGAGCGGUGCGAGCAGUGCCGGCCGGGCAGCUUUGGCAAUGCCACGGGGCCUGGAGGCUGCCAGCCCUGUCAGUGCAACGGGCACGGGGACCCCCUGCAGGGCCAUUGCGACGGCCACACGGGACUCUGCUUCUGCCAGGACCACACUGAGGGAGCCCACUGUGAGCUCUGCGCUGCCGGCUACUAUGGGGACCCUCGGGCCGGGGGCUCUUGUUUCCGGGAGUGUGGGGGCAGAGCCCUGCUCACCAACGUGUCGUCCGUGGCCCUGGGCUCCCGCCGGGCAGGGGGACCCCCUCAGGCGGGCGGUCAGGCUGGGCCCGGGCUGGCCUACUGCGUGUGGGUGGUGUCGGCCUCUGAGACCUUGGAGCCCUGCCCUCCUGGGGUCCCCUGCCCCCCGCUGACCCUCACCUUCUCCCCAGACAGCAGCACCCCGUGCACGCUGAGCUACGUCCUGGCCUUCGAUGGGUUUCCCCGGUUCCUGGACACGGGCGUCGUGCAGUCUGACCGCAGCCUCAUCGCAGCUUUCUGUGGCCAGAGGCGGGACCGGCCGCUCACGGUGCAGGCGCUCUCGGGGCUGCUGGUCCUGCACUGGGAAGCCAACGGCUCCUCGUCGUGGGGUUUCAACGCCUCCGUGGGCUCCGGCCGCUGCGAGAUGGGGCCGGGGGGGCCCGGGAGCUGCCCGGCUCCCCAGGAGUGUGUCCCGGAGGAAGCAGGAGGAGCCGGGGUCGGCCGCUGCCGCUGCCCCCCGGGCUGGGCCGGCCCCGCCUGCACCCUCGCCCUGUGCCCCGGGAACUGCUCGGCCCACAGCGGAGGGGGCAUCUGCAACCAGAGCCUAGGAUUGUGCGUGUGCGUCGAAGGAUUCGGGGGAGCGGACUGCGCCACGCGCCUGGAUGGGGGGCGGCUGGUCUGGGAGACGCUCCUGGAUAGCCGGCUCUCUGCUGACACGGCGAGCCGCUUCCUGCACCGUCUGGGCCACACCAUGGUGGAGGGGCCUGACUCUACCCUGUGGAUGUUCGGGGGUCUGGGCCUGCCGCAGGGGCUGUUGGGAAACCUGUACAGGUACUCGGUGGGGGAACGGCGCUGGACCCAGAUGCUGGCUGGCUCCGAGGAUGGGGGCCCCGGGCCUGCGCCCCGCUCGUUCCAUGCGGCCGCCUACGUGCCGGCCGGCCGGGGCGCCAUGUACUUGCUGGGGGGGCUCACGGCGGCGGGGGUCGCCCGGGACUUCUGGGUCCUCAACCUCACCACCUUGCAGUGGCGCCAGGAGAAGACCCCGCAGGCCCUGCUGCUCCCCGCGGUGGCCGGCCACACGCUGACCUCCCGGCGAGGCUUGUCCCUGCUGCUCGUCGGGGGAUAUUCGCCCGAGAACGGUUUCAACCAGCAGCUCCUGGAGUAUCAGCUGACGACGGGCACUUGGCUGGCCGGGCCCUCGAGCGGGACGCCGCCCACUGGCCUUUACGGUCACUCGGCGGUCUAUCACGAGGCCACGGACUCGCUGUACGUCUUCGGCGGCUUCCGCUUCCACGUCGAGCUGGCUGCCCCAUCCCCGGAGCUCUACUCCUUGCACUGCCCUGACCGCACCUGGAGCCUGCUGGCCCCUUCCCAGGGGGCAAAGCCCAGGCCCCGGCUCUUCCACGCGGCGGCCCUGCUUGGGGACACCAUGGUGGUCCUGGGGGGUCGCUCAGAGCCGGACGAGUUCAGCAGCGACGUCCUGUUGUACCAGGUCAACUGCAACGCGUGGCUGCUGCCCAACCUGACCCGUCCAGCCUCCGUGGGCCCCCCGAUGGAGGAGUCGGUGGCCCACGCCGUGGCAGCCGUGGGGGGCCGAGUCUACAUCUCUGGGGGUUUUGGGGGGGUGGCCCUUGGGCGGCUGCUGUCCCUGAGCUUGCCCUCGGACCCCUGCCACCUGGUGCACUCCCCCGAGGCCUGCAAUGGCUCAGGUGCCUGCAGCUGGUGCCAUGGAGCGUGCCUGUCAGGAGACCAGGCUCACAGGCUGGGCUGCAGCAGCCCCUCGUGCUCCCCCAUGCCCCGUACGUCUGAGGAGUGUCGUCGCCUGCGCACCUGCAGCGAGUGCCUCGCCCGCCACCCCCGCACCCUGAGGCUGGGGGAAGGGGAGGAGGCCGCCCCGCCGCGCUGCAAGUGGUGCACCAACUGUCCCGAGGGCGCCUGCAUCGGCCGCAACGGCUCCUGCACCUCGGAGAACGACUGCCGCAUCAACCAGCGCGAGGUGUUCUGGGCCGGCAACUGCUCCGAGGCCGCAUGCGGGGCGGCCGACUGCGAGCAGUGCACGCAGGAGGGCAAGUGCAUGUGGACGCGGCAGUUCAAGCGCACUGGGGAGACGCGGCGCAUCCUCUCGGUGCAGCCCACCUACGACUGGACCUGCUUCAGCCACUCCCUGCUCAACGUGUCGCCCAUGCCCGUGGAGUCCUCGCCCCCCAUGCCCUGCCCGACGCCCUGCCACCGGCUCCCCAACUGCUCCUCCUGCCUCGACUCCAAGGGAGCGGACGGGGGCUGGCAGCACUGUGUCUGGAGCAGCAGCCUCCAGCAGUGUCUGAGCCCGUCUUUCCUACCUCUGCGCUGCCUGGCGGGGGGCUGCGGGCGUCUGCUGCGAGGGGCAGAGAGCUGCUCCCUGGGCUGCGGCAACGCCCCUCAAUGCGCCCUCUGCCUUCGACGCCCGCACUGCGGCUGGUGUGCCAGGGGAGACCCCGGCCAGGAUGGGGCAGGCCUCUGUAUGGAGGGGGGCCUCAGCGGGCCCCGGAAUGGCCUGACGUGUGGACACGGAGAUCCCGGGGCUACCUGGGCCUUCCUGUCUUGUCCUCCCGAGAACGAGUGUGUCAAUGGACACCACGACUGUAACGAGACCCAGAACUGCCACGACCGGCCUCAUGGCUACGAGUGUACCUGCAAGACCGGAUACACCAUGGACCACGUGCGGGGCCAGUGCCGCCCGGUCUGCGCCCAGGGCUGCGUGAAUGGCUCCUGCGUGGAGCCCGACCACUGUCUCUGCCACUUCGGGUUCGUCGGCCGUAACUGUUCGACUGAGUGUCGUUGCAACAGGCACAGUAACUGUGACGGUGUGGGGGCCCGGGACCGCUGCCUUGAGUGUCACAACAACACUGCGGGUCCCCACUGCGAACGUUGUCGGCCACUGUUCGUGGGCUCCGCCUUGGGAGGUGGGACCUGCCGCCCCUGCCGAGCUUUCUGCAGAGGGAACAGUGACAUCUGCGUCUCGGAAAAGGAGCUGGAAAUGGCCCGGGAUGACCCGGAGAACUAUUCCCUGGAUCCUGAGGAGAUUGAGAAAUGGGUGUCCGAGGGGCCGAGCGAGGAUGAGGCCGUGUGCGUGAAUUGUCAGAACAACAGCUACGGGGACAAGUGCCAGCGCUGCCUGGAAGGGUACUUUCUCCUGGACGGCCGGUGCACCAAGUGCCAGUGUAACGGCCACGCGGAUACCUGUAACGAGGACGGCACGGGCUGCCCCUGCCAGAAUAAUACAGAGACGGGCACCUGCCAGGGGAGCUCCCCCAACGACCGCCGGGACUGCUACAAGUACCAGUGCGCCAAGUGCCGCGAGUCCUUCCACGGGAGCCCCCUCGGGGGCCAGCAGUGUUACCGGCUGAUCUCGGUGGAGCAGGAGUGCUGCCUGGACCCCACCUCGCAGACCAACUGUUUCCACGAGCCCAAGCGCCGGGCCCUGGGCCCCGGGCGGACCGUGCUCUUUGGGGUCCAGCCGAAAUUCACCAACGUGGACAUCCGCCUGACGCUGGACGUGACCUUCGGUGCCGUCGACCUCUACGUCUCCACGUCCUACGACACCUUUGUGGUGCGCGUGGACCCGGACACCGGGGUCCACUCCGUGCACAUCCAGCCCCCUCCGCCGGCCCCCCCACCCGUGGCUGCAGAGGCUGGGCUGCGGGUGGGCGAGGUGGGUGCCGGGGGGCCGGGGCCGCCCCCCGAGCCCCGGGUGCGGGAGGUGCGCCCCCGGGGGCUCAUUACCUACGUGACAGUGAUGGAGCCCGCGGCAGUGCUGGUGGUGCGCGGGGUGCGGGACCGGCUGGUCAUCACCUACCCCCACGAGCAGCACGCCCUCAAGUCGAGCCGCUUCUACUUGCUCCUGCUGGGUGUCGGCGACCCCUCGGCUCCCGGCGCCAACGGCUCCGCGGACUCCCAGGGCCUGCUCUUCUUCCGCCAAGACCAGGCGCACAUCGACCUCUUCGUCUUCUUCUCCGUCUUCUUCUCCUGCUUCUUCCUCUUCCUGUCCCUCUGCGUCCUGCUCUGGAAGGCCAAGCAGGCCCUGGAUCAGCGGCGGGAGCAGCGGCGGCACCUGCAGGAGAUGACCAAGAUGGCCAGCCGCCCUUUCGCCAAGGUCACGGUCUGCUUCCCGCCGGAGCCGGCCGUCACCGUCCCCUGGAAGACGAGCGGCGUGGGCCUCCCCGCCCCCGCCUUCCGCCGCUCGGAGCCUUUCCUGGCCCCGCUGCUGCUGACCGGGGGCGGGGGGCCGUGGGGCGCCGGCAGCGGGGGCUGCUGCCCCGUGGCGCUGCGGGCCGGGCCCAUCACCCUGGAGCCCACCGAGGACGGCAUGGCCGGCGUGGCCACGCUCCUGCUGCAGCUGCCCGGCGGCAUCUACACCCCUAACCGGGCCUGCCUGGGCUCGGCCCUGGUCACCCUGCGGCACCGGCUGCAGGAGUACUGCGGAGGGGGCGCCGGACCCGGGGCCAGCGGGCAUGGUGCGGGGGGCGGCAGGAAGGGACUGCUGACUCACGACAACCUCACCAGCAUGUCGCUCUGAGGGCCCGGGGGUGGAGAGGGCCGCCCGUUCCUGGUCCCUGCCCCUCCGCCCCCCACACUCCCAAACCACCCCUCGCCUCAGAGUCCCCCACGGGGCCAGGCUCUCGGACUCUGCUUUUCCUGGACCCCCAGCGGGCUCAUCUGGUCAGGGGACACCCUCCCUAUGGACCCUCUUCUGGGCCGUGGACUGUGCCCAUGUCUGGCCUCUCUGUGGAAUCGUUCCCCCUGGACUCUGGGCCGGGUUUCUUCUCUCAAGGCAGCCCCCCUAUUGCUCCCUCACCUCAAGCCCCUCCUUUCUGGGCCUGGAGCCCCUCGUCCACAAAUAGUGUGGACUCCGGACCCGUGGUCUCCCCAGGGACCCCCCCAGGCGGCCGCUUCCUGACACUGGACUGUCUCGACUUCCUUAGGAGCCCCUCGGCUUCCUGGAUGUCACAGUAUUUCAGGUGUGGACACGUAGUCCAGCUUGUACCCGAAGCCCCCGCGCCCCGCGGUGCGGAGAACCUCACUACCUCCCGAGGCAGGCCGUUCCAGGUGGAGGCUGCCCUCGUCGCUGGCAGGAUUUUCCUGAAGUCAGGCCUCAGUUCGCCCCUUUGUGUCUCCACCCGUUGCUCCCAGCCCGCUCUGGCUCAGAGGGACCAGUCUUGUCCUCCUCUUGCAUGGCAGCCCCUCAGCUACAUCAGCGCCCGUGUGUGUCCCCUGCACAGUGGUCAUCUCCAAGGCAGCCCCACACCGCCCGCUCGGCCCCCGGGCCCUGCAUCCCGGGCGGUCUCCCGGAACUUUUCCCCUUGGGGCUGGAAGAGCUGUGGGAGCUCCGGUCACAGCACUGACUCCCACCAGGCUUGGUGGCCCGGGGCCCUCCACUUGCUGGUAAUGUUUCUGAAGCCCAAGGCCAGCCACCUGAGGCCACUGGGGCUGCCUCCGCCCGCAGUGAAGAAUCCCUCCCUGAUCAUUCUCGGGGUUCCGUGAGGGUCGCCGAUGCUUUUACCCAUCAUCACUAAUUCAGCCCAGGGCCGCUGCUCUCCAGGCCAGAAGCCUGCGUCUCUGUGGGGAGCAGCUUCCUCGGCCGCCACUCCUGGCUAGAUUCCCGGCCAGCCGACCUGCUUCUUCUCCGGGGGACCUUCUGAUCCAGGGAUGGGUCAGUGACGGGAACCCCCCGCCCCCAGCAGUCUCGGCUCAGAGGCCGGAUGGCCGAUUAUCGGCAGUGUGAGAGGGAAUUGCUCAAUAGCCUUGGAAGCCCCUUCCAUGAUCAAUAACUUUUCCAGCCCACCCCCACCCCCCAGCGGCCCAAGUAGCAGCCAAGGUGGCGCUUGUAAAGCACUUAGCCCAAUGCCUGGCACAUAGUAGGUGCUACAGAAAUGCUGCCGCCGUCUCUUCCCAACCAAUGAUGUUGAUGAAAUCCAGACCCUCUCUGAUCGGUAGUGAAGCAUCUCGGUCCCUGGUUCUUUAACUCGGCACUCCAGUUUUCUCCCCCAAGUCCUCCUGGGGUUUUCCUUUCUAUUCGUCCCCACUCUGGUUUCGGAACCCCUCAGCCUUCCCCUCCAGGGCUUUGGAGGCCGUUCCCUCUAGCUUGCUGCCUGCCCCUGCUCCUCCCAAGUUAGAGAACCUGGACAGCCUCUUGUGGGUAGGGAGGUGCUCGCUGGGCUGCCGUGUAUGGGAGGAGGAAACCUAAAAUUGCCAAAUAAAACAUUGCCAGGGGA
Messenger RNA from Antechinus flavipes (yellow-footed antechinus), 12018 nucleotides. It is a transcript of the gene MEGF8, whose product is annotated as multiple EGF like domains 8. Lineage: Eukaryota; Metazoa; Chordata; Mammalia; Dasyuromorphia; Dasyuridae. The record is from RefSeq and is a predicted model, not a curated record. The transcript is spliced from 42 exons. Gene Ontology annotation, molecular function: calcium ion binding; protein binding. The coding region runs from base 1974 to 10322 and encodes 2782 amino acids.